AGUAAAUGGAGGCCCAUGAAGGGCCCACCAUUCCGCUACGGUCGCGCCGAUUCCCCCAUCUUGCGUGCAGUGCAAAAUCCCACCCGCCGGCAAAACCCUCUUCCCCUUCUCUCCGCCGCCGCCAUGGCCGCCGCCGCCGCACGCUCCCGCGCCGCCGCGGCGUGGGCACGCCUCCUCUCCCUGCGUCCGCACAGCCUCGCGGAAUCCACCGCACUCCCACGCCACUGCCAUCACCUAGGCUCGCGGAUCACGCCGCCGCGCCGCCACCUGGCAUUCUCCGCCUCCUCCGGGGGCGCCAGGCCCAACCAGAACAUCCAGAGCGAGCGGGUCGUGCACGAGCUGCUCGCUCAGGUCGAGCGCGAGCGCCAGGACCGCCGCGCAAAGGACGCCAAGGACCAGGAGGAGGAAGAGCCAAAGGAGGAGGAGGAGGAGGACUACAUGGGCGUCAAGCCGCUCAUCGAGAAGCUCGAGCGACGCAAGGCCAAGGAGGCGGCCGCCGACGAAGGCUUCUGGGAGCCCACCGACUCCGACAGCGACGAGGACGACGAGCGCUACACGCCCGACGCCAUCAAGCGACGCGUCGACGAGUUCGAGCGCAAGUGCAAGCGCCAUGAGGAGUACCUGCAAUCAUUCGCAGAGGCCGACACCCUCGACGAGGCUCACAAAUGGAUGACCAAAAUCAACAAGUUCGAGGAGCGCCAUCUCAAGCUGCCACUGGAGUACAGGGUCAUCGGCGACAUGAUGAACCUUCUCAAGGACGCCACGGGGAAAGAGCGCUUCGUUCUCCUCCAGAAGCUCAACCGAGCCGUCAGGAUCAUGGAAAUCAAGGAGGCCUACGACCCCAGUAACCCUGCAAACUUUGGGCUCAUCCAGCACCAGCAGGUUGGUUCUCCAGAGGAUGUCAUGCUCAAUGCCGGCUUUGAUAAGGAGAAGCAGAUGAUCCAAGGGGCAGAACUUGAGGGUGAUGAGGAGGAAUUCAAUGAGGCAAAGGAGAGGGAUGAUAUGCUCAUAGAGAAACUCAAUGCUAUUGAAAAGAAGAUUGAGGAGAAGCUACAACUGUUGGAUCAUACCUUUGGUAAGAAAGGCAGAGUUUUGGAGGAGGAAAUCAAGGAUUUGGUGGAAGAGCGUAAUUCCCUGUCUGAGAAGAAGAGGAGACCUAUGUACAGAAAAGGUUUUGAUGUGAAAGUUAUCGACGUUAACAGGACAUGCAAAGUCACAAAGGGAGGACAAAUAGCAAAAUUCACAGCGCUAUUGGCCACUGGAAAUUAUAAUGGUGUUGUUGGCUUCGCGAAAGCUAAAGGCCCAACAGCCAAGAUUGCAAUACAGAGAGCAUAUGAGAAAUGCUUCCAGAAUCUCCACUACAUGGAGCGAUACGAGGAUCACACAAUUGCUCAUGCUAUUCAGGCCAAAUAUGAGAAAACGAAGAUAUACCUCUGGCCUGGACCAAUGAGGAGCGGAAUGUCUGCUGCUGGUAGGACUGUUGAGACUGUGCUGUACUUGGCUGGUUUCAGCAACGUCAAGACAAAGAUUAUUGGAUCAAGGAACCCACUUAACGUGAUUAAAGCUCUCUUCAUAGCUUUGAAUGCUAUUGAAACUCCAAAGGAUGUCCAACAGAAGUUUGGGCGUACUGUCGUCGAGUCAUAUUUGUUGUAACCAUCUGAUUGUUUGGAGGACUCAGAGAGUCAGAGGCGAGGGGAGCCUCUAUAGGUUUUGCCAUGAGAAGACAAAGGAGGCAAAUGGCAGGUCCAACCAACGAGAGCCCUCUUUGUUUUGGUGGUGAUGUCCACCAUUGUUGAGAGGGUGCAUGUUGAAGUGGCAAAAAUGUCAGUGUCAACAGUAAUCAGAUAAAAUAGACGGUAUUUCCCUGACUCUGUAGAACUUGAAUGAACCUGGGGACACGCAUUUGAGGGUUCUUGUAUAAAUACUCCAAGAUCAAAGUCAAAAUUGCCUUGUCUUUUUAUGACGAGGUGCCUUGUUUUUGUUACCAUAGCUUCUCCCUGCAGACUGUUGUUUGGAUGAUAAAAUCAAUUGAAUAUUUUUUUUCAUGAGUUACUGUUUAUUGUGUAUGCAGCUUCUCCCUGCAGACUGUUGUUUGGAUGAUAAAAUCAAUUGAAUAUUUUUUUUCA
This is a messenger RNA of Sorghum bicolor (sorghum), 2126 nucleotides long. RefSeq lists its product as uncharacterized. The coding region runs from base 16 to 1653 and encodes 545 amino acids. Lineage: Eukaryota; Viridiplantae; Streptophyta; Magnoliopsida; Poales; Poaceae. The transcript is spliced from 8 exons. Gene Ontology annotation, biological process: translation. The record is from RefSeq and is a predicted model, not a curated record. Gene Ontology annotation, molecular function: RNA binding; structural constituent of ribosome. Gene Ontology annotation, cellular component: ribosome; mitochondrial small ribosomal subunit.